UUUCUGGUGGUCAAACAACUUCCUCUGAAAGACCUUUGAAAGAGGACACCUCACUUCCCAAGUCAAUGUCACUUAAACCGCAAUGUCAAUCGUGACUGAUCAGUUACGGCGCGUGGACAGCCAACUUGACCGCGUCCACCUCGUCCCACGCCCGAACCAAGAUACCUUCUUCGAGCAGAGCCACAAAGCCUUGUCCUCCCUUCGAAUCGCUGAACUACAAAAUAUAGUGAAGUCUUUAUCUACCACGUCCUCUUCAAGCCCACUUUUGCCGUCAUGGAGGAUUUCGAUGCUGCUGGAGGAAGCUGCUCUCUCGGAGGGGGUUGUGGUGGAACAAGAUGAAAGAGAGAUGAUGAGCACCUAUGAGACAGAAUUGGAAUGGCUACUAGUUAGCAAGGCUACAGUGCAGACGUAUGGCUUGCUGCUGAACACUUUACUGGAGCAAACGAUACCGGUAACGGAUGACAUUUGGUAUUGGGAUGAAGUGCUAGGAUCAUAUACGUAUUCGAGCCUUUACACCGUCCAAACGUCACCGCUAAGGUUCUGGGCUUGGUCGAAAGAUAUCUACAGUGACACAAGGUCAAGAUUUGGACGGUUGAGAGAGUCACCUGGAGAUGCCAUUUCUCCGAGGGAGAUUGGGACAAGUUUAACGGAUCAAUGGAAGCAGUUCUACGGUCUGGUCAGGGAGAGCAUACGGGAGAGAUCUGUUGCGGAUAUUCAACGGAGAGUUCUGUCUCCAAUCGCGCUUUGUCGCUCUGAAGCAAGACAUAACCAGGCCAAGUUGCGUCGACUACGAGAAAUGGGUGCAAGCGGGCUGGGUGUGCUCAUGGAUGAGGGCCUGAGCUUCGACAUCAAUGAUGAGGGUGCCGAGCUUGCAAAGACCGACGAGACUGAUAGUCAUGAAUGGAAAGUCGUCGUUGAGCGAAGCGUUGCCUUGAUGGAUACGGUACUAUCGAAUGUCACGACUCUGGACACCGGCGUAUCUGAUUUCGAGGAUACAGUAUUUGCCAGCGUCGAAGAUGAUCCGGAGAUCUCGACAAGGGACGCUGAUGUUCCGCAAGUGGCACGACCGGCAAAGCUAUCCAGGAGACUCCAGCAUAUCCUCAAAGUCCAUAUUCCUAAUCACAUCAUCACGUCGCAGAAACUUACUUCCCAGUACGGUCGUCCAUCCAAACUUGUUCGAUAUUGGCUCCCAGCUAGUAUCUUGCUCUUAUCCUCAACUACAAUACUACGAAUAUUCGUCAAUCGAGAAGCGGAAAUCAUUACCUGGAUCAGGGAUCUCGGAACAACAGUACGAGAUUUUUGGCUGAAUUGGGUGAUCGAACCAGUGAAGAAAAUUAUUGGCACCAUACGCCACGACAAAGAAAGCGAGGUUGCUAUCAUGAGCAAAGAGAGCCUGAAGGGUGACAGAGAUAGCUUGGAGCGGAUGGUUGUUGAUUUUGCCAUCGAUCAUCCCCGGGUUUCAACUGGGGACUCUGUACUAAGUGAAGCUCAGAUUGCAGAUAUCAGAGUCAAGGUCAAGGAAGGGGAUCUCACGCCAGUCCUUCGAGCGUACGAGAAUGACCUUCGCAAACCAUUUAUCGGUACUGUUCGAGGCGAUUUGGUGCGGACCAUGUUAAUCCAAAUCCAGAAGACGAAGGUUGAUGUUGAAGUUGCAAUCAGUGGCAUCGAUGCGUUAUUGAAAAGCCAGGAGCUGGUAUUUGGCUUUGUCGGCCUGACUCCAGGCAUCCUGGUCUGUUUUGCAGCUUUCCGGUACCUAGGGGGGGUGCUUGGAAGUCGGAGAGGAUUGCAGAAAGGUCAGAAGGCAGGACAGACCAUCCGGGUCCUUCGAAAUAUCGAUCGGAUCCUUACACUAGCCACACCAACUCAAAACAACCUGCUCUCAUACAAAGAUCACGGUCUCCUCUUGUGCGAGGUUCAUGUGUUGCGGAACUCGGCGAAGAGGCUAUUCCCUGGGAACAUAGAGAGGGAAUUCCUGGAGGAUGUCGCUGAUCUGUGUAACAUCAACAGCGGUAUCCAGGCACAGCUCAAGGUUCUUGACCGCAUUAGAUGGGGUUACGCAAGGUGGUUAAGAUAGAAGGAAAACGUGCAAAAAUCAAAAAUUAAACCUUUGGAGGGAAACAUUAAAGGAAGAAAACUGCCACCAUUCGUAGUGAUGUAACUGAGAUGUCACUGGAGUAUUGUUCACGGAUGACUGGG
Hyaloscypha bicolor E is the source of this 2196-nucleotide messenger RNA. RefSeq names its product NCA2-domain-containing protein. Gene Ontology annotation, cellular component: mitochondrial outer membrane. NCBI's taxonomy places the organism in Eukaryota, Fungi, Ascomycota, Leotiomycetes, Helotiales, Hyaloscyphaceae. The coding region runs from base 83 to 2074 and encodes 663 amino acids. The record is from RefSeq and is a predicted model, not a curated record. The transcript has 2 exons.